AUGGCGACCACCAAAGAUGAGAAGGCAGUGAACAUCACUCCUGCUCUUUCGGAGAAGUAUGAUGAGAAGGUCGGCGGCGUUCACGAGAUCGGCCUUGACCGCAUUGACUCGGAGGAAGCACAGGUUCUUGAAGGACAUCUCGAUGUUACCGAAGAGGAUCUCCUCCAAGCGAAGGCUGCGGCUGAGACCCUCAGUCUCGAAGAUGUUGUCAAGUUGAUGAAGAAUGUCGUCAGCAUGCAUGGACGCGAUCCCAACUUUCCGCACGUGGUUCUUGAAAAGAUCCAGGAAUUCCUAGCCAACGAGGAAAACAUCCUCUCGAACCCGGAAAAGCACCAUGAGAUCAUCACCGAGAUGAAGAUUGAAGCUGCUCUCAUCCAGAGCAACAGUCCCUAUGCCGAAGUGCGCGCCGUUGUCGACAACACCGACGACCCUUCUACACCGUGCUCAACCAUUCGUUCGUGGACCAUUGGCAUCUUGUUCUCUGUCAUCCUAGCCUUUGUCAACCAGCUCUUCAGUGUCCGCCAGCCCAGCAUUUCGAUCGAAUCCAACGUUGCUCAGCUCCUCGCCUUCCCUCUAGGCAAAGCCUGGGAAAAAUGGAUGCCCUAUUACGAGUUCACCCUGUUUGGCACCAAGCAUAACCUCAACCCGGGGCGGUUCAGCAAGAAGGAACACAUGCUGAUCGCCAUCAUGGCAAACACGGCCAAGUCGCUGCCCUACACGCAGUACAUCGUGUGGACCCAGGUUCUGCCGCAAUACUUUAACCAACCUUAUGCGAACAGCUUUGCGUACCAGAUUUUGAUUGCGUUGAGCACCAACUUCAUCGGCUAUGGCCUUGCUGGUAUUACUCGCCGCUUCAUCGUCUACCCUUCCUACUGUGUCUGGCCUGCAUCUCUGGUAACUAUCGCCCUCAACUCGGCUCUGCACCACGAGGAGAACCAUACGGUUCCCGGCCCAUUCAAGAGGCUGUACAGUAUGUCGCGCUUCAAGUUUUUCAUGUGGGCUUUCGGCGCCAUGUUCGUGUACUUCUGGUUCCCCAACUAUCUCUUUGAGGCUUUGACAUUCUUCUCCUGGAUGACAUGGAUUGCUCCCAACAAUCUGAACCUGAACAUUCUCACUGGAUUCCAAAACGGCACUGGCAUGUUCAACCCCUUUCCUACCUUCGACUGGAACGUUAUGCUUUUCGACGCCGUUGACCCUCUUAUGGUGCCUGCUUUCACCACCUUCAACAAAACCUUCGGCAUGGCGUUUUUCGGCUUCAUCAUCCUAGGCAUUUGGUACACCAAUGUCUGGAAUACUGGCUAUCUCCCAAUCAACAGCAACCGUGUGUUUGACCACCACGGGAGCCUGUACAACGUCUCGCGGGCCAUCAACGAGAAGGGCAUGUUCGACGAGGCGAAGUACAUGGACUAUAGCGCCGCAUAUCUUUCAGCCGCCAACACGAUUGUGUAUUUCGCCUUCUUCGCCAUCUAUGCGGCCACCAUCAGCCACAUCAUUCUUUUCCACCGGGCCGAGAUCGCCAUUGGAUUUAAGAACAUUUGGAAGGCUGUGAAGCCCAAGAGCUGGAUCAAGAGAAACGCCGCCGGAGAGAGUGUCGAGGAAGAGGAUAUUGGGUACAAGGAUGUGCAUAACCGUCUGAUGGCUGUUUACCCCGAAGUUUCGGAACUGUGGUACUUGGGCUGCCUCGUCAUUGCCAUGGCCCUUGGCUUUGCUGGUGUUGCCGCCUGGCCCACAUACACCACUGCUGGUGUCGUUCCCUACGGCCUGUUCCUUGCCAUCAUUUUCGUCAUCCCUAUUGGCAUCAUCAAGGCUAUGACGGGUAUCGAGGUCACCUUGAACGUGUUGGCCGAGUUCAUCGGUGGUGCUUGGGUUGAGGGUAACGCCUUGGCCAUGAACUUUUUCAAGUCUUUCGGCUAUGUGACCUGCGCGCAUGCCAUCAGCUUCGCCAACGAUCUCAAGCUCGCUCACUACAUCAAGAUUCCUCCCCGCCACACUUUCACCGCCCAGAUGGUGGCCACCCUCAUUUCCACCCUCAUCUGCACCGGUGUGCUCAAUUUCCAAGUCAACAUCGAGAACAUAUGCCAGCCCAACGCGCCCAUGCGCUUCUUCUGCCCCGGCAUCAACACCUUCUUCACUGCCGCCGUCUUGUGGGGAACCAUUGGUCCCGUCAAGGUGUUUGGUAUUCACGGACAGUACAAGUGGCUCCUUCUGGGCUUCCCCAUCGGCCUCUGCAUCCCCAUCAUCUUCUGGCUCGUCAUCCGCAAGUUCCCGCGCAACAAGUUCAUCCGUCAGUUCCACCCCGUGGCGCUGUUCUACGGUGGACUCAACUGGGCGCCGUACAGCAUGAGCUACUGCUGGCCGGCGGUCCCCAUUGCGUGGUUGAGCUGGAUCUAUGUGCGCAACAGGUACUUGGCGUUCUGGUCCAAGUACAACUUUGUGUUGAGCGCGGCCUUCAGCGCGGGCAUUGCGGUCAGUGGUAUCGUGAUGCUGUUCUCGGUGCAGUGGGCUAGAGUGAGCGUUGAGUGGUGGGGCAACACCCAACCGUAUACGGGCUGUGAGGAUACGGCUUGCACGAUCAAGACGCUGUCGGAGGGAGAGAGGUUCUUCCCCUGGUGGGACGCCACCAAGGUCCCGGCCCCUUAA
Messenger RNA from Neurospora tetraspora, 2640 nucleotides. Its product is annotated as OPT oligopeptide transporter protein-domain-containing protein. Bases 1 to 2640 code for a protein of 879 amino acids. NCBI's taxonomy places the organism in Eukaryota, Fungi, Ascomycota, Sordariomycetes, Sordariales, Sordariaceae. Gene Ontology annotation, biological process: transmembrane transport. Gene Ontology annotation, cellular component: plasma membrane. Gene Ontology annotation, molecular function: oligopeptide transmembrane transporter activity. The transcript has 10 exons. The record is from RefSeq and is a predicted model, not a curated record.